AUGUUGAUUUUCCGACUCCUGACCAGUAAUAACCGCAGCAUCAUCGGCAAACCGAAACCAGUGGAUUGGAUUAAGGAGUUGGAGGGAGAAACCGAACUGGCGGUACUUUUCAGCUUUGAUAUAUUGAAUAUAUGUGUUGAAACACAUAUUAAAUAGUAGAGGACUAAGACAGUCACCUUGCAAAACACCACGGCCAACAGGUAUAAAAUGGGUACGGAACUCAGAAGUAAUUACGGAAGUUUUAAAAUCAGUGUAUAAGCUUUUUAUUAAUUAAAUAAUUCAUGUGAUUAGCGAUGUGAUGAUAGCCAAGGACGGAAUGGAUUAAGUUAUGAUGAACUUCUCCAAAAGCGUUUUUGAGGUCAAGUACUGUGAUGACAAGUGAACGUUGUUUUAUCCGAGCUUUGUUGAUUAUAUUAGCCAUUUCCGCAGUAUGUUCCGGUGAGAAAGGAGUACAUUGCGUUACGUAGACAUAAUGUAAAUAUUUUAAGCGGUAUAGAUUCGAGUGUGAUCGGUCGGAAAUUUGAGGGAAUACUCGUGUUGUUUUUCUUAUGAAUAAGUAUAGUGCAAGCUUUUUUCCAUUCACUCGGGACACAGGAGGCCCAGGCUCGAUUUGCCCGCGCCCGCCUGUGCCUUCCUUAUAACGAGGGAAGGACGGAGACAUUGAGACCAAAAUAGCCCAGACUUGGCAUAUGUCACACGAAACUAUCCUCGAUUUUUCGCUUUUAAUGCAUUUCUUUCACGAUUAAUCGAUAUCCCCUGCAAGAAUGAUACCGUAUAACUCUCAAAACAACGAUGCUUUAAUCAAAGAGCUUAAAUUCGCUCGGAAAUCCGUGAGGGAAUAACAAAAUUCGGCCAAAAUAUAUCCGCGUGCCCGGUUUGCUGUGCAAAAAGCGGAAGUCGUUGAACAACUCAAAAACACUCAACCCUGAUUGGACAACGAAUUUCAACAAACAUUUCAAAUUUUUUUAACGGUACUGUUAUAAUUUCAAUCAUACAAUCAAAACUAUUCACAAACGUUAUAAAGUGUAAAUAUUACUGCAAGUAUAUAAAACUGUAGUACGUUAAUAUGUAUAAUAAAUUGUAUUUCACAUUGUGUUUGUUAAAAAAAUUUGAAAUGUUUGUUGAAAUUCGUUGUCCAAUCAGGGUUGAGUGUUUUUGAGUUGUUCAACGACUUCCGCUUUUUGCACAGCAAACCGGGCACGCGGAUAUAUUUUGGCCGAAUUUUGUUAUUCCCUCACGGAUUUCAGAGCGAAUUUAAGCUCUUUGAUUAAAGCAUCGUUGUUUUGAGAGUUAUACGGUAUCAUUCUUGCAGGGGAUAUCGAUUAAUCGUGAAGGAAAUGCAUUAAAAGCGAAAAAUCGAGGAUAGUUUCGUGUGACAUAUGCCAAGUCUGGGCUAUUUUGGUCUCAAUGUCUCCGUCCUUCCCUCGUUAUAAGGAAGGCACAGGCGGGCGCGGGCAAAUCGAGCCUGGGCCUCCUGUGGUUGUAUCCCAACCAACGUAAGCUUUUGCCAUUCAAAAAUUGUAUAUCUCCGUCAGCGAAAGUCAGACAAGUAUCACUGCAUAUAUUUUACAUGUGUGGUAGUUACGAUUCCGUUCUUCACUCAGCAAAAUUUUCAUCCGAAUUGAACCGACAUUUUAUCAAUUUGUUGGUCCACAAAUUAUUAGGUCCACAAUUUCUCGUAAAGGAAUUAUCCUACAGUGACACACACACACAAACGAAGGUGACAACACAAGUUCCUGGCGCAGGUAAAUAUGACUGUAUCUAAAACUAUUUAAUCCCUAUAUUUCUUUAUAGGCGUGUGUUACUGACUUGUUUAAAGAAUGGGGAAUUCAAAGUGGAAUAAAAGAAGAUUAUGUUAAAGAAAUGUAAGUGCCAUUCAACAAUAAGAGAUAGAACUAAUAGAACUAUCUAUAAUAUAAAUAAAGUCAGUUUUGUUUAGGUUUCCUCCUGUAGUAACACUCGACCAAUAAGAGAUGACCCUUGCUGGACCUCUAGGAAGAAUAAUUUAGAAAUUAUAGAGCUAUAGAACUAUCCAGUUUAAAUGAAGUUUGUUUAGUUUAGGUUUCCUCCUGUAGUAACACUGGAUCAAUAAGAGAUGAUUCUUACUGGACUUCUAGGAAGAACACUUUAGAACUCAUAGAACUAUCCAGUAUAAAUAAAUAAAGUUAAUUGAGUGGCUGGAUGAAAGUCGAUUUAAUAUAAACUCUUUACGUACUGUUCAUUUACCCUUGACCGGAGUAAAAUCGUUUGGCGUUAGCCGGAAUAUGUAUUGAUUAAAGUGCGACCACAAUCUCGAAUAAAAUUUUUGGUAUAUGUGUAAUAUUUGCAUCAUUCUAAAAAUAGAUGUAAUAUAUUUUUAUAGUAAAAAACCUCAUCUUGAUCAACUGUAUCACUGCCAAAGUUGCCGGAUAUGACGUUCUAACAUGAAUCGCAAAUUAGUCUCCUUUUGAGUUUUUUGCUCCAAAAAUUCAUGUAAUGACAUCAUAUCCGGUAGGUUUGCCAGUGAAACUCAGUAUUAACACAUGCAUGAGUCAGUUCUCACAAAGAUUUCUUACAAAUCCUUCAACACUUAGAAUUUACCCAUGCAAAAUUCCAACUGUGAUCACAGAAACUUUGAUAGUGUAUAAACCUGCCUUUAUUAGAAUGUCCCACAUAUUACAUCUACUAAAACGUUUUGUGGUCAGCGUCACCUUAACAAGUACUAGAUAAAACAUGAGCAGAUACAGGUUCGGAUGCGAAUGUUUUAUCGUACUUAAAAAAUGACCCAUCUUAUGAGUUCAUUGGCGAAGUAAUUUUAAAAAUAAACAUUGUCUAAGCCGGGAAAAUCAAAGCUGAAGUUUAUAUAAAUCAGGACAAAUCUUUAUCCGAUUUACAAACAUUGAUUAAACAUUCAUUUCUUUUGUAUUUUCCUUGUGAAUUAUUAAUGAUUUUUUUAAAUAUAGAUAAGAUUUUGCCGUAGUCUGUUCAGUUAUAGAUACACAGGGCGCUUUCCAUUUAAUGGCCUGACCGGUCAGACUCGAAUUCUUUUCUCUGUAUCAAUGGAAAGAUCUGGUCUAUGUUUCUCAAAUAUCUAGCGAAAAUGGACCUCAUUCUAAUGUUAUCAAAAUGUUCGGGUCACAUAGGUCCGAAGCCCAAAUGUUUUGUGUUCCAUUCAACAAUUUGACCGUUCUGAUCGUGUUAGUAGAGAGUUUGGCAAAUACAAGGACAACGGCAACGGCAAUAUGGUCAUCAACAAUAGCAUUAAUCCUCAAAGACAAAGGCGAAUGUAAAUUACAUGGUCUUAAGCGUUGUGCAAUGCCGUAGUUGUUGAAACUAAUACGUGUUUGCAUCAUCUUCACGGUGCACGACUACGGCAACAGUUAAUUCGUUCGAUGUUAUUUGAGAGUUUUAUUUGAUUUCGCGGACUAUUUUUACUUAAGGGUACGUUUGAAAGAAACAGGAAUACUUACAGAGGCAAAUUAAGUGUAGUAACGUAUACUUUGGCUCAAAUACAACAAUAUAAGCAAUUAUAUUUUCCCCGUUGCCGUUCUAGGUUGCCAAACUAGGGAGCUUUAGAUUUGACUACGAGUACGACUACGAGUACGAGGUUCGUCAAGCUAAACGCAUGCUGUAUGCUUACGCCAUCCCGUGCUGACGCUAAAAAGUCGUAGCCGUCGCCCAUCUGAGUACGAAAUUGUGGAGAAACCUCGUAGUCCUCACGACGACUUUUAAAAAAAAACAAAGAAAGUUGACUUUUUUUUGUUUUCCAAAAAUAAUUUGUAGCAUUUAUAUAGCGUUUAUCCGGUGCAAAUAAUAUAUUAGUGCUAAAUAUCUGACCUGUUUUUAAUGUUAUGACUUAUUUACACGUUUUGUAGGGGAUUUUAGUCGGCAGGAGAUUUACUUUAUGAAACUUUUUCUCUAGUUGUUGGUUUACUGUUAUAAAAGCAACAUUUGAAUGGAAACGAAAACGACUACGGUAAUUUCCUCGCACGCGAUCAAAUCUCGUACUCGUAGUCGUACUCGUAGUCAAAUCUAAAGCUCCCUACUCUCUAAUGGAGCGUCCACAGUAUGACGUCAUAAUCUGUGAAGAACAAAAAAAUGGGCACGAGCCACCGAGGCGAGUGGGUCACUUUUUUCUGUUCCCACAUGAUGUCAUAUACCGGUGUAUCUAUAACUGAACAUGCAACGGUAAAAUCUUAUCUAUCUGUUUUAUAUACUAAAAAGAAAACCGCCCGAAUUAAACAGGUAUAAAUGGUUUGCGUUUUAUCCACCCAAACAUUUGGAAAUUUGAAAAUGUCGAAAAUUAAAAAUUUACAAAUAUCACGCGUACGUGAUCUAUACAAAUAAGGGGAUGCUAUUGGCUACCUUAAUUAAUUGUGACGCAUAAUUCCGUGCAUCUGUCCUCUGAUAGAUCGUGACUCACGAAAGCGCUUGAAUUCGUAACAUUAUUAUAUAAUAUUAGGGAGUCUAAGCUUCACGUUUACCGGAACGGCAUGCAAUGCCGAAUUUUCUUGGCAUAAUUUUCGUUCGAUUCCUGCGUGUCAUAUUCUCUUUCAUAUGACACAGGAAUAGUUAAAGAUGAUGUCCACCCCUGUGCACAUGCGCGAACUUUGUUUACGUUUUGAACUGCUCAAUUUGUAAAAUAUGAUAUACUAACUGAAUAUCUAACACUUUUCUGGUUCACUAUACGUGUAAAUGAAUAUAAACUAUAUACGUUUCAAUUCAAAAAAGUUCGAAAGAUGCAAAAUUUGGGCAAUGUUUAUAUCUGGGGGUCCCCCCUUCGUUAUGAGCAGAACUGAUGCGCAGAACGGGGUGGACAUCAUCUUUCUAGUUAUAAAACAACACGCCCUUUUACUUUUUAUUGCUUUAUAGCGUAAAGUUUUUCUUUGUCGUUGAACGCGACGCUUGAGCCCUCUAAUAUCUUGUUUUAUGUUUCAGAUGCCGUUACGGAGCUUGCGAACUUCACACAGUCGCGUCAUUCAUAGGAGGAGCGGCCGCGCACGAAGUAGUCAAACUUAUAACUCAUCAAUAUGUUCCGUUUCAUGACUGUUAUAUCUACAAUGCAAUGACUGGCUCGUCUGUAACGCUGAAAUUUUAA
This is a messenger RNA of Paramuricea clavata, 5077 nucleotides long. The record is from the annotation of a GenBank genome assembly. NCBI's taxonomy places the organism in Eukaryota, Metazoa, Cnidaria, Anthozoa, Malacalcyonacea, Plexauridae.